Molecule: messenger RNA, 1638 nt
Organism: Scedosporium apiospermum
Lineage: Eukaryota; Fungi; Ascomycota; Sordariomycetes; Microascales; Microascaceae
Product: Protein PNS1
Exons: 3
Coding region: 1-1638 (545 amino acids)
Biological process (GO): transmembrane transport
Cellular component (GO): plasma membrane
Molecular function (GO): transmembrane transporter activity
Source: RefSeq, a predicted model, not a curated record
AUGGCAGAUUCUCGCGGAGAAGCCGCGGGCUACUACCAGCAGCAGGGCGGCAAUGGUUAUGGUCCUGGCCCUCAGAUGCAAUAUGAGCAACAGCCAUACAGUCAACCAUAUGGUCAGCCGCAAUAUCAACAACAGUACCCCCCACCGCAGAACCCACCAUACCAACAAAAACCUCAAUAUGACCAGGGCGGGAAUAAUCCUCCUCCAUAUGGAUAUCAACCACCUCAAGCCGUCAGCGGUGAAUAUACCUUUGAUCAGGCAUUCCGCAUAGAUAAACCCAAGUGGAAUGAUCUCUGGGCUGGCAUUUUGUACCUCCUCUUUGUCGCUGGUUUCGCAGCUGUGUCAGGGAUCGCUAUUCGUGGAUAUGCGACAACGAGAAACGUCAACGGCAGCGGCAUCUACGAUGGCACCAACAGCUUUAGCCUCUCGACCAAUACGAUUAUCCUCUUCGUCUUCUGUCUAGCUAUAGCUCUGGUAUUCGGAUAUGGCUACAUCUGGCUUAUCCGGCUCUGGCCGAAGCAAUUCAUCUGGUUAACCCUCAUUCUCAAUGUUGUCUUCGCCUUCGUCACGGGCAUCUUUAUGAUUGCUCGCCGAUCCUGGGGUGGAUUCCUCUUCUUGCUUCUCGGCGUCUUCCUGAUCUUCGUUUACUGGUCAUGGAGGAAGCGCAUUCCAUUCUCGGUCCUCAUGCUUACGACUGCAAUCGAUGUCGCAAAAAAUUACGGCCACGUCUACCUUGUUAGUUUCCUCGGUGGAAUCGUUGCCAUCGCCUUUGCCGCCUGGUACGCGGUCACCGUCGUUGCCAUUUUCGCGCGGUAUUCGACGGGUAACAACCCUGCCUGCGCCCCCAAUGGCGACUGUAGCGACGGAAAGGUGGCGGGAUUGAUCGUCUUCUGCACGUUCACCAUGUACUGGAUGUCCGAGUGGCUCAAGAAUACCAUCCACACCACAAUCUCCGGUGUUUACGGCUCCUGGUACUACAGCUCUCGAAAUUUCCCCAAGCAUGCUACCCGCGGUGCAUUCAAACGCUCCAUGACCUACAGCUUUGGCUCCAUCAGCCUGGGAAGCUUGUUCGUUGCUAUUAUCAACUUCUUGCGACAGCUCUGCUCUAUGGCUUAUCAGUCGCAGGCUUCCGAGGGAGAUAUUAUCAGCAUGUGCAUUAUUUGCUGUUUGCAGUGCAUUCUAAGCAUGAUCCAGUGGGCUAUCGAGUUCGUGAAUCGAUACGCAUUCUCAUACAUAGCUCUGUUUGGAAAGGCGUAUUUCCCGGCCGCAAAGGCAACUUGGAAGCUCAUCAAGGACCGUGGCAUUGAUGCACUUGUCAAUGAAUGUCUCGUCGGUCCCGUUCUCACCUUCGGCGCCCUUUUCGUCGCCUACGCCUGCUCGCUCCUCGCCUACCUCUACCUCGUCUUCACGAAACCGGAAUACAACAGCAAGGGCGAAUACACCGCAGUCAUCAUCCUCUUCGCGUUCCUCAUCGGUCUGCAGAUUGCUAACAUCUUUACGACACCGAUAUCGAGUGGUAUCGACACCAUUUUCGUUGCCGCCGCUUGGGACCCCGAGGUCCUCAUGAGGGAUCACCCCGACAUUUACGAUGCGAUGGUGCGGGUUUAUCCCCAGAUCCAAGCCGCGAUACAUGCAUAG